AGGUGGAGGGAGAUAACAGAUCGGAUGGAGGAAGGGAGAGGUGCUGAGAGUGUGAAUUCAGCACACUACAGCUCACCUCCACUACAAAGACUUCCCAGGGAGUCUUUGACUCGGGAAUAUCUCUUGCAGUGUCUCUUUUGUGUAUGAAUGAACCGGUUCGUCUUCUCUUGAACUUUAGAGAAUGGUGGGACUCUCAUCCACUGCUGUUGAGGCGAUGGAGGUGUUGGUGAGCGAGCUGGGCGUGCUGCUAAAGAUGCUGGACCAGGAGAACCUGAGCUCGUCCACUCAGGAGAAGAAGGCCUCCGUGGGGAACCUGCUGCAGCAGAUACAGCCAUCAGUAUCAAGACCAGACUACAUCUACAUGAACUCAUCAGUGUACAGAAAUGGCACCAGCUUUGUGGAGUCUCUCUUUGAGACAUUUGAUUGUGAGCUCGGAGACCUAAAGGACGUUACAGACGAUCUGAAAGAAGACAAGAACACAGAAACCAACACUUCAAAACAGCAGAGCCGUGCAGACUCCCCAGCCCCACACUCGGCCGACUCUCCUCCCCCACUGCCCACAACGCCUCCUCCUGAGGACUACUACGAGGAGGCUGUGCCCCUCAGCCCUGGAAAGAUGCCUGAGUACAUAAUUACACGAGUCAGAGCCAGCCCUCCCAACUCCAUAGAAGAUGGUUAUGAAGAUGCCGAAAAUCACUAUCCCACUACCUGCAUAAACUCACAUCGCAAAAACUCCUACAAUGAUUCCGACGCCCUGAGCAGUUCCUAUGAAUCGUACGAGGAGGAUGAGGAAGACAGGAGCCCCGGGGCGAGGCUCACUCAUCAGUGGCCCUCAGAUGAGAGCUCCAUGCCUCCUGCCAGAGAUUGUCGCAUCUGUGCGUUCCUGCUGCGUAAGAAACGCUUCGGCCAGUGGGCCAAACAGCUCACCGUCAUACGGGAGAACAGACUGCAGUGCUAUAAGAGUUCUAAGGACACAUGCCCCUAUGUGGACCUUCUGCUGCCCCAGUGCACUGUGGUCUACGCUCCCAAAGAUAGCAAGAGAAAGCACCACGAGCUUCGCUUCACCUUACCCAACGGAGACACACUGGUGCUAGCAGUGCAAAGCAAGGAGCAGGCUCACAGAUGGCUUAAGGUUGUCAGAGAGGUGAGCGGUCAGAGCGCUGGGCCCGAGGAACCUGCAUCUCCCGUCAUUCCGAGAAAACAGGAACUUGACAAGAGGUUAUCUGCAGAGCGGAACACAUCAGAUUCAGACAGUGUGGGUGUGUCUGCUGGAGAUAACUGCAGAGAGAAUGGUAAGGUGAAGCGGGGCGCUUUGGCUGCAGGCCGCAAGAUCACACGCAUCAUCAGCUUCUCCAAGAAGAAACCCCCUCGGCCAGGUGAUACCCGGGCGAACCACAGCAACCCCCGACAAGGCCACCUGUCAGUCCUGGUGAACCAGGUGUGGCGGGAACAGUGGUGUUGUGUGUGCCGAGGCUCCCUGCACUUCUACCAUGACAAAGGAGACCCUCGGACCGCCCUCCCUUCCCUUCCCCUCCUCGGCUGUGAGGUGGUUCCGGGGCUUGGACCCAAACACCCCUUCGCCUUCCGCAUCCUACGGAACAGCACGGAGGUGGCUGCUUUAGAGGCGAGCAGCUCUGACGAACUUGGACGAUGGCUCGGUGUCCUCUUGGCAGAAACAGGCUCGGCAACAGACCCAGAGUCUCUGCAUUACGACUACGUGGACGUGGACACCAUCGCCAACAUUCGCGACGCUGCGCGGCAUUCCUUCCUGUGGGCCACCUCAUCCAGCAGCACCUCCACGGAUUCCCGAACAUACGAUGAGGUCCCUAAUGAGAACAUGCAGUCAGGGGAGAACCGCAGGCAGCAGUCUGGGAACCAAGGGAAGCGACGCUCAAGUUUCUCAAGCAGCGACUCUGACAGAACCAAGCCGCUGGUCUCUCUAAAGCGAACGGGCUCAAAUGCCAACCAGUACGGAAGGUAUGGGAAAACGCGAGCAGAGGAAGAUGCCAAGCGUUACCUCAAAGAAAAAGAGGAGCUGGAGAGAGAAAAGGUUGGAAUAAGAGAUGCACUAGUGACCCUGCGACAGGAGAAGAGAGAGCUGAAGGAAGAGCUGAAGACUGCCUCUGAUAAGAGGAAGCCCUUCCUGAACAAGCGUAUCUCCCAGCUAGAGGAAACCUGUCGAGCUAAAGAGGCAGAAAGGGUGGACCUGGAGCUGCGACUGACUCAGGUCAAAGAAAACCUCAAGAAGAGCAUGGCAGGUGGAGCGCUGGGAGCCCCGGUGGAGGGUAAACCUCCUGCUAAGGCAUGCAGCAAAAAGAUCCAGAAUAUCUACAGCGAGACUCUACCAGUAAACUGUGCCGCAGAGAUGCGUAAGAGACCACCAUCUGUUUACGCGCCUUCUAUCGGAACUGUCAUGCAGAAAGCGAAGGAAUGGGAGUCAAAGAAAGGAACCUAAGAGGAGUUUGAUGUAAAUGACUGGAGACUAAAUGGAAAUCAGGAUGGGACGAUUUCCACCUUCACUCCCUCUAAGGAUAAUCUCCCUAAAAACCAUGACUUCAUUUUGGCUUACCGAGGGAAUGCAUCAACUGUAAUUAAAUGAAUCUGCCACUAGGUGGAGGUACAUCAUAUUGAAUAUAUUUACUCCCUUAAAGGACAACUCGGAUUAGAGGGUCUUAAGUGACUGUUAAAAAUAUGGGAAUCAAAAUAAAAAAUAAGAAAGAAAGAAGGCAGGGUUUAUGAAAGAAAGGCAUGAGUGAAGUGUACCGAAAGCACAGUGAGUGCAUCAUGUUGGAAAGCAGAGAUUGUGUUGGCACCAGAGAUGCGCCACGCUGGCAAAGACAACUUAAGUAAUGUGAUGUGUUGAAAUUUAGAGGAUAAGAGGCCGUUUAAAUCAUAAUGUGCCUUUUUUUUAUAUGUCAAACUGUACAUAAUGAGCCAUGACUACUGUUUUGUAUGGAGUUACUAUCUUUAUUCUGUUGCUAUAAUGUUUCAUUUCUUGCAAGGCAUAAGAUAAGAGAAAGAUAUCCGUUGACUUUGUACAAAGUAUCAAAAGGAAAUCUGUUUUGCUGGGUACUUGAGAGAUGGGUUGUUCCAGGUAUUUUGGAGACAUGGAAUCUAUUCUUUGGCAAAUGUCUCAGUUGCAUCUUCCUGUUCAUGUUAUACCAAACAGACUCCAUGGCUCUUGUUUUACUGUGUUUGAGACAGAUCCGAUGCCUCAUGGUACUGGGUGAUGAGCAACAAUCUAAAUAUUUCAGAUGCUUUAAACUUUCAUGCAUCACUCUACCUGACAUGGGUUAUUCACCUGGAUGCAACAGAGGAUACCGACUUAUCUUUUAUGACUGCACUUGUUUGCUUCUCUUCUCAGACUGAAGCUCUGCUACUACACUGAUCAGACCAAAAUCCUACAUCCACUUGACCUUUAUCUAAUACAGUUGAACACUUCUGUUAUUGAUAAGUGAAUUACUAACAAAGUGGUGCUAUUCACUGAUGCAAAUCAAAUUUUGAGGAGAAAUUGAUUUUAACACCUUUUCUGCUGAACCUGUGGUCUAUAUUUGCACUUUACUGUCCUCCUACCUGGAUAAGGGAAUAAUAAAUUUGUCUUGUUUCCAAACA
Mugil cephalus (flathead mullet) is the source of this 3612-nucleotide messenger RNA. It is a transcript of the gene afap1l1a, whose product is annotated as actin filament associated protein 1-like 1a. Lineage: Eukaryota; Metazoa; Chordata; Actinopteri; Mugiliformes; Mugilidae. The record is from RefSeq and is a predicted model, not a curated record. The transcript is spliced from 19 exons. Gene Ontology annotation, cellular component: cytosol. Gene Ontology annotation, molecular function: SH3 domain binding. The coding region runs from base 182 to 2455 and encodes 757 amino acids.